AUGACUUCACUCUGCCCAGAGGAAUUUAAUAUUUCCAUCAUUGAAGAUGGGUUUUCUGCUCGGGAUUUUAUGAACCAAAGAAUUGAGGAGCUGGACAAAGCGGGAAACAGGGAUGCCUUCCACACUGCAGACCUCGACAAUAUCCUGGAGAAACACCUCCGCUGGGUGGAGAACCUUCCGCGGGUUGUUCCCUUCUACGCUGUGAAAUGCAACAACAGUCGCCCAAUCCUGGCCCUGCUGGCUAAUCUAGGGGCAUGUUUUGACUGUGCCAGUCAGUCUGAGAUCCAGCAGAUUUUGUCUCUUGGCGUAACUCCAGAUAGAAUCAUCUAUGCCAACCCCUGCAAGCAGGAGUCUCAUAUCAAAUAUGCCUGCAUCCAUGGAAUCCAGAUGAUGACGUUUGACAGUGAGGAUGAACUCGACAAGAUAUCCAGGUGCCAUGACAACGGAAAACUUGUCCUCCGCAUUGGGGUGGAUGACUCCAGAUCAUUCCUGCGGCUGAACUCCAAGUUUGGGGCACGUCUGCAGGACUGUUGUAGGCUGUUGGAGCGAGCGAGAGAACUGUGUUUGGAGGUGGUCGGUGUCAGUUUCCAUGUAGGCUCCGGCUGCAGAGACCCUCAAGCUUUUAGGGACGCCAUCUCAGCUUCCAGAAGGAUCUUUAACAUGGGGAUUGAGUUGGGCUUCAAAAUGAAUUUGCUGGACAUUGGCGGUGGUUAUCCUGGAAGCAAAACAUUUAACCCGAAGUUUGAAGAGUUUGCUGAUGUCAUCAAAUUUGCCCUGAAUGAUUUUUUUCCGGAUGACACUGGGGUUCAGGUCAUCGCUGAGCCGGGGAGAUAUUACGUGGCAUCUGCCUGCACAUUAGCUGUCAAUGUGAUUGGCAAAAAAGUCCUCACAGACAAAUCUUCUAACAAAAACGCUGAUGACGACGACAUCCGAGCUGAGAGAAUCAUCAUGUACUAUGUCAAUGACGGCAUUUACGGGUCCUUCAACUGCAUUCUUUUUGAAUACGAGUUAUGCUUCCUCACCUGUUGGAAGAAACAAGUGCUCAGUGGUCACAAAUACCCCUCCAUCAUCUGGGGUCAAACCUGUGAUAGUCUGGACAACCUUGUCGAGCACUGUGUUCUUCCUGAGCUGGAGACUGGUGAUUGGCUAUUGGUCGAUGAGAUGGGGGCGUACACCAGUGUUGUGGCCACCAAAUUUAAUGGCUUCAAGGAAGCAGACACCCAUUUUGUGAUGACACAAGCAUCGUGUUUUAAAGUAAUCAAUGGCGUGAGGGGAAUUGGUCCUCUGAACCAAUCAAAGCGGGCAGGUAAUGUUAGGCCCUCCUUCAACAAGAGCGGGGCGCGCCGGCAGCAACAGCGUCAGCAGCAGCACUAA
Chanos chanos (milkfish) is the source of this 1374-nucleotide messenger RNA. RefSeq names its product ornithine decarboxylase-like. The record is from RefSeq and is a predicted model, not a curated record. The transcript has 10 exons. Bases 1 to 1374 code for a protein of 457 amino acids. NCBI's taxonomy places the organism in Eukaryota, Metazoa, Chordata, Actinopteri, Gonorynchiformes, Chanidae. Gene Ontology annotation, cellular component: cytoplasm. Gene Ontology annotation, molecular function: ornithine decarboxylase activity.